Messenger RNA from Hyla sarda, 3892 nucleotides. RefSeq names its product shisa like 2A (gene SHISAL2A). The coding region runs from base 206 to 715 and encodes 169 amino acids. The record is from RefSeq and is a predicted model, not a curated record. The transcript has 4 exons. Lineage: Eukaryota; Metazoa; Chordata; Amphibia; Anura; Hylidae.
ACCAGUUAUCCAGGCGGCUUCUCUAUAAGGAGCAUCACUCGUGGUCCUGAGGAGAGCAGAGAUGCUGAACAGGCAGCUGUAAGGAUCUCCUCUCAUGCUUCUCCUUAGGAAUAACGCAUCGCCCAUGGGAUGGUGGUAAAAGAAUUUCUCAGCUCUCCACUGGAACUCCUGGUGUCUUACUUAGUGAAGCGCCCCCAGGAGGACUAUGAGUGCGGAGUGCUCCAGUUACACCACAGUGGAGCAGGUCCUGGUUGGGGCUUUUAGCUGUCCAAGGGCUGACAGUGACCUGGGAGCCAUAUAUUGCUGUGGAUUUAAGGACUUCAAGUACUGCUGCGAUGACCCCAACAGUUUUUUCCCCUACGAGCACAGUUACAUGUGGUGGCUGAGCGUGGGGGCACUGGUGGGCUUAUCCAUAGCGGCGGUGGUCCUGCUGGCCUUUAUCAUCACCGUUUGUGUUCUCUGCUAUCUGUUCAUCAGUAACAAGCCUCACAACAAGCUGGACACUGGGCUGAGCCUACAGACCACAGGCAUAGAACAAAACUCCUUGGAGGGUCCCAGCAGGUCCACCCAAUCAACUUCAGUGUCCAACGGGUUUAAGCGCCAUUUUCUGAGCCAUAAAUUGGACUGUGAUAACCAACCCCAGGACCCCGAUAGAUUGUUUCAGAGAUGUUUUCUUGCCACUGUGACAACAAUCAAUGUCCAAGGACCUUCGUGAGCUCAGCUGUCAUUGUCACAAGUCAUUGUGCUAGAAUUCCGUGUUUUCGCACAGCUGCUUGGCUUCGAUCUCCCGCGCCUUCUGCCUUACAGCACUCAUGCCAGGCAUUUCAUCAAUAAACAUCUAUAUUGCCUCUUUUACAUUGUUUGUCUUUGUGUGGCAUUUGUACUAAUCUGGCUUUUCCAGGAACACAGUCACAUUGCUUGGAAAUAAAAAUUCCCUGUGGAUUCCGAUGGUGUUCCAAUUAUAAGAAAUGCUUGUCUGAUGAAUGUGUCUGGCCCUAAUACACUAUUACAGAAAUGUAAAAAUUUGCUACUGUCUCACCUUUAUAUUUGAUAAAUGGGCUCUAUUCUUUCAAAUAAAACCUAACCUCAGCAUAUUCUAAAUACCAACUCUUACAUAACCCAUGAAUUACAUAGCAAUUCCACCUUUUAUCUCUGUACAUCAAUGUGGUCAGACCACCAGAAUACCUUAUGGCAUCUGCAAUGCAUAAGUUAUUGCAUAGAGAACUGUCAAUGUCUUAAUAGUGUGUUUCCAUACUUAGGCAAAUUAAUGCAGUUUUUGAAGGCAAAACAAUGAAGGUAUCAUGAAUGGAGGCUUUAUCUAAAGAAAAGACAAACACUUCUCUUUUUUAAUUCAUACUUGGGUCAAAAAACCUGAAUGUGGAAACAUAUCAUAAUGCAGUCACUAGGAAGUGUACUACCCCUCCCCCCCAGAACGAACCUGUAUAGCCAAGGAAGCAAAUCUGACAAUGCCUUAUCUUUAAUGUAUAUAGUAUUGCUAUAUUGCCUUAUCUAGGCCUUUAAUGGUUCAAUAGACCCAUCAUAUGUCAUUAAAUCUUUACCCUUGAAUAAUAAUGACUCUGUUGUCUCUGUCCCUGUCUACACAGCAAAGCUUAAAGUAUAUCUGUCAUUCAAAAUUAAACUUUAGACAUGUAAUAUUUGACCAUCUUGGUAAUGUGGUUUACAGCUGGGAGAGAACAGAUUUAGGGCGCGCUUAUUCCAUCUCUAACUACGAAUUGGACAGGGUCUGGACACUGGAUUUAAACUAAUAUGAAACCCUUUAGUUUCCUUUGCUUACAAGACAAGAAGUCUCAAUAUGCCAUAUCUGCCACUUUCACAAUGCAUUCAUAAUAUUUUCUACUUCUUUAGACCAUAAGAAGUUGUCAGUUUUUGUAUAUGCACCAAACUACAUGUAUAUCCUGAUGCCUACACAAGUAGGGCCAUGGUGGUUAGAGCUUAGUCUUGUGCCUUUAAUCUAUGAGGUACCUUAGGGAUUGCCUUUUUUUUUUAGCCUUGGCCUCGAGUAUUCAAUGAGGCGAUGAGUCUUCUCCUCUUUUUCAUCUAUAAUACAUAGAGAAAUCAAUGGUAUCGAGAGAGGUUUUAUUAUUUCAGUUGAAGACAAGUCAGGGUUUAUAAUGAGGGCUGGGCCAGAAGAACAAGAAGACAAGAAGAACUUCUAUGGAAACCUUUGAUAUGAAAGUUGAAGACUCUUUCUCCCAUUUCGACAAACCUUCCUUGGGACUUAUCUCACUUUUGGAACCGUCCAAACAACAUUCAAGUUCUGUAAUAUUCGAUAACCAAAGAAGUCGUCACUAAAGCAACAAAUUAUUUCGGAAUCCCGAAUGAGUUGACACCAGGCCCCUUGAAAGAUGUAAUGAGGAAGACUUGAAGAACAUACUUACAUUCUCAUUUGCCAUCAUGUUACCUAGAACAACUAGGUUUUAUCUUAUCAUCUUUACAAAAAAAAAGUAUAAAAAAUAUAUAUAUAUUUAUUUAUUUAUUUUUGCAGUAUUUCAGUAAAGUAUUGAUCAAAUAAAUUCUUCACAUAAGCCUUUUGCCUUCUCUUUAGAGCAUUGGUUUCAAACUGUGGCCCUUCAACUCCCAGCAUGCCCGGACAGCUUUUUUUUUGCCUGAGUACCACUUGACAGUACAUUCCAAAAAUUGUACCCCCAUAUUAGAGACAUUUUUGUAUGAAUAUAAUAGUAUAUUCAUACUAUAAUAUGAAUAAAGUAUAAUUCAUCUGCUUUACUUUAAUAUAUCUUCUCCUCCCUAUCUCCCCAGUCCCACGAUUCACAGGUGGCAUCUUCUGUGAAUCGGGGGACUUUUUGUUUACUUUUACUUUUCUUCACUAUCUGGCCUAGACCGCCAUUAAGAUUUUUCCCAGACAAGACUUGUCUCCACAGAACCUGCCAACCAAACAUUUUAGGCUCCUUUAUCCAGUACAGUAACCACCUCUUUACAAACUUCCCAUGUGUAUUGUUGCACAUAGUAAAAGCUCCCACUUUGUGUCACCAUAAAGUAGUUAGGCCUCUUCUGUGACCCAAUAUAUAGUUUGAGGCCCCCAUACUGUCCCACUUUGGUGCACCACUGCUCCUCUAGUCCGGGGACCUAUUGUUAUGGCUAAUAGCAGUAGGUGCCCAGUCAGCAGAAGCAGUGGAGCACUGAAGCUAAUGGUAGUUACUGCUGACAGCAGCCCGGUGCCCGUGCUUCUCCUCUGCUGUCCUACUGCGCUGCUCCUAGGUGCAGUGACACCAGUCUACCAAGAGCCAAUGCUAAUUUAUUUUUAAGUGGCCCUGGCCACUUUAGAAGCAGUAACCAGUGGCUUUGGCCACCAUUACUGAUUUUUUUUAUAGUACCUCCUGGAGAACUGCUAAGUAACCCUGGGGGUACUUGUACCCCAGGUUGGAAACCACUGCUCUAAAGGAACUGCAUUGUUUGCAUUCUUAGACUGAUCCAGGAAAAAGGACAUAUUUAAAAGUUAUCUCAUACUUAUUUAGUCACAGAAUUACCCAGGCUCCAUAGAAAAGCAUAGUCAAAGCUCCUCACCCUUCCCUUUUCCUGUCCAUUCCAGAACUGCUUUUCCUAUAAAUCAAGACAACUAAUAAAAUAAGUAAUAUAUAACUGUGAUUAAACGAAUAUUGACUGAAGAGGGCUGAUUUGCAUAGAUGUAAAAAAUUUGCAUUAACAUUUUAUGAAAUUUUUACUAUUUUUCCACAUCAGUCGUAGAUUGUCGAAAAGACUUUUUAGUUCCAUUUCCAUUUUUCUGCUGUACUGCUUUGAGAUAAUGUAUGUGCAUAAUUCUUUUUAGAUCUAUUUAUUGUAUUUUAUGCAUUUUCAUAUUAUACCUGACCAGUGUUAAUUAUUUUUCUUUUGUAAUAAAUCAGAUGUAAAGUUA